AUGGACACUACCUCAGAAGCAGUGGUCCAAGUUGUAGGUUUGUUGCAAGCGGGCCAUAAUCAAAGGCAAGUCGCUCGUAAACUUAACAUGAGCCAAUCAGCUGUUUCACGAGUAUACAGAAGGUUUCAAGAGACUGGUGGCUUUGUUCGAAGACCACAAACCAAUAGACACCGCAGCACAUCUGAGACGGACGACCGCUUCACUGUCUCAGCUUCGUUAAGAAAUCGUUAUCUCACGGACGUUGAUGUGCAACAGGAGCUCAGAAGGGUUCGAGGAGUGGUUGUCACCGUCAAGCCCGACUUUAAUUUGCUCGUGAACACCUCAAUUGGACUAUUGAGCAAAUGGAGCUCCAUCCUGUUCACUGACGAGAGCAGAAUGUGUCUCCAUGGCAAUGACAGAAGAGACCGAGUAUACAGGCGUCCAGGGGAACGGUUCUCGCAAUGCUGUUUCGCUGAAACAGUAUCAUAUGGCGGUGGUUCAGUCAUAGUGUGGGCUGGAAUAUCAUAUGAAGGGAAGACCGAGCUUGUUUUCGUGCCUAGUGGUGGUCGAAGUGAUGGUCUAACAGCUCAAAAGUACGUGGGAAACAUUCUCCUCGAUCAUGUUGUACCUUAUGCAGGAUAUAUAGGAGAAGAUUUUCUAUUAAUCCAUGAUAAUGCUCGGUGCCAUACAGCAAGUGUUACACGCCAGUUUCUUCAAUAG
Melitaea cinxia (Glanville fritillary) is the source of this 699-nucleotide messenger RNA. RefSeq lists its product as uncharacterized. The record is from RefSeq and is a predicted model, not a curated record. Gene Ontology annotation, molecular function: nucleic acid binding. Bases 1 to 699 code for a protein of 232 amino acids. Lineage: Eukaryota; Metazoa; Arthropoda; Insecta; Lepidoptera; Nymphalidae. The transcript is spliced from 2 exons.